CAACCGUCCUGAUAGGGAAGGAGCAGCCUCGCAGCAGCCACAUCCGCUAGCGCCAUGCACGGCCCAGAAAGUGCAACCAAUCUUCGAAAUGAAUCUCUGAAAUGCGAUCGCGUGCACCAUACAGCCGUCACUAUGGACUGAGGCGAGGUCGCAGGGACGCGCAGUCUCAACGUCGAAUAUGUCAUCCGGAUCUACCACUCAAGUUGGGAGCUCGCGCUCAGCGCGAUCUUCCCUCGACGAGGUGGGCUACGAACGACAGCGGCAGCGCGGCGCCAUGUAUCGAAGGGAGUCCAACAUGAGCGAGGCGAGCUUCCUCACAGACGUCGAAAUGGCGCAGGACGAAGUCUUCUCAGGACCAAUGUCUGAGAGCGUGCCAACUGCGACAUCAGCCUUCUCCCAUCGCCGCUCUCGGGCCGAUUCGACAACGAGCUUUACGUACUACGAUGAGGAUCAGGACGUAGACUCCGAGGAGUGGUUGGAGGAGGCAGUGUUGGAUGAACAAGAUGAGCUGGAGCGGCAGGGUGAGCUUGAUGCUGCCGACACAUUCAUUGAGCCGGAGGCCGAGACGGAGGUUGAGGAAGACGAGCAGAAUGGCCAUCGACCGAGUCUUAGCAAGACGAGGAAGUCGUCUGGCGUAUCGAGAUCCUCAAGAACGUCACGAAGCUCCCGAACGUCCAAAUCGAGCCGAACAAGCCGAACGUCGGCUGAGAGCCCGUUGCUGAAAAGGCACGUAUCCACCGGGUCUGACAGAAGCGAUUACCGAAGUGGUGGACGCAUGAGCCAGAAGAUCUACAUCCUUACGGAGGACAUGACCAUUGUGGUUGCUGGCUUUACGACGUCGCUUUUCGGCUUCGCCAUGUACCUAAGCAUCUGCGUGCUUACCGGCGGUAUUGGCUACCUUGUACUACGCUGGCUGCCGCGGUGGUACGUUCGUAUUGUGGGCAAAGCUACGCCACUAGAGAAGUGCGACUGGCUAGUUAUCGAGAACCAGUGGAACGAGAUGGUAAUCCAACGGCUAAGCAAGCAGGAGUUUGGACACUCUCUAUCUGCGGUUUUCGGCGAGAACGAGAAGAGCAAAUUUAGAGACUACGACGAGUACGACGAUCCCAUUAUGGACGAGCUCCGCAUACUCGACUACCGCUACAUCCGCUUCUGCUACCAUCCGGUGAAGGACAAGUUCGUCCUCGGCAAUACCUGGAAGGACCCGACGUGGACCGACAUCAACACGGUGAGGCAAGGCAUAGACAGCGACGAGCAAGAGAACCGCGAACGCAUCUUUGGUAAAAACCUCAUUGACAUCGAGCAGAAGUCGACCGGCCAGCUAUUGCUCGAUGAAGCAUUCCAUCCCUUCUACGUUUUCCAAAUUGCCAGUUUGAUUCUAUGGUCGUUGGACUCAUACUACUUCUAUGCCGCCUGCAUCUUGAUAAUCUCGGUGGUCAGCAUCACAACCACGCUGCUUGAGACGAGGGCAACCAUGAAGCGCUUGCGGGAGAUCUCACGCUUCGACUGCGACGUCCGUGUGCUGCGUGGUGGCUUCUGGCGAUACGUUGAGUCGGGCGAGCUGGUACCCGGCGACGUCUACGAGGUUACAGACCCGAAUCUCGGCCAGUUUCCGUGCGACAGCCUGUUGCUUUCCGGCGACUGCAUCGUCAAUGAAAGCAUGCUUACUGGGGAGUCGGUGCCUGUGUCGAAGACGCCUGCUUCAGAUGAGACCCUGGAGAUGCUGAAUCUAAGCGCUUCUUCGAUGCAUCCCGACGUUGCAAAGCAUCUGCUGUUCAGCGGCACCAAGAUCAUCCGAGCACGACGACCGCAGGAUGACAAGAGCGACGAGGCUGCUGCAUUGGCUCUCGUUGUCCGCACCGGCUUCAACACGACCAAAGGUGCGUUGGUGCGCUCAAUGCUCUUUCCGAAGCCUUCUGGAUUCAAGUUCUAUCGCGACUCAUUCCGGUACAUCUCGGUCAUGGCUUGCAUUGCUGCGGUUGGCUUCAUUGCAUCGCUCAUUAACUUCGUCCGACUGGGUCUGCACCCUGGUCUCAUCGUCGUCCGCGCGCUUGACUUGAUCACAAUUGUGGUGCCGCCUGCUCUGCCGGCUACGCUAACCAUUGGCACGAACUUCGCGCUGCAGCGCCUGAAGGCGAAGCUGAUCUUCUGCAUCAGCCCGCAGAGGGUGAACGUGGGCGGGAGGCUGGACGUCAUGUGUUUUGACAAGACUGGAACGCUCACUGAAGACGGGCUGGAUGUGCUCGGUGUUAGAGUUGUCUCACGGCCUACGAACCGCUUCAGCGACAUACGAUCCGACUCUUCGUCCCUCUUGCCAGGAGGGCAGUAUGAGCGAGAUCCUACGAUCGACUACAACGCCAAUAAGGCCAUUCUAUAUACCAUGGCAACGUGCCACUCAUUGCGCAUUGUCGAGGAUGCUUUCAUCGGCGACCCGCUGGAUCUGAAAAUGUUUGAGUUCACCGGCUGGCAAUUCGAAGAAGGUUCUGAGCGCCCUACCACCGGAGAGGAGGAGGAGGAUAACUCACUCACGCCUUCUGUGGCUCGGCCGCCGCCUGGCAUGGAAUUUGACCUGGAUGAGGAAGAAAACUCACCAAACAGUCGCAGACCGAUUGAGCUGGGCGUAUUGAAGACCUUCGAAUUCGUCUCGCAGCUACGGCGCGCAAGCGUCAUCGUACGCCAAUUCAGUGAGAAGAGCGGUGAUGUCUAUGUCAAGGGUGCUCCGGAGGCGAUGAAAGACAUUUGCAAACCGGACAGCUUUCCCCCAGAUUACGAUGAGCUGCUGGCGUACUACACUCACCGAGGCUUCCGAGUCAUUGCCUGCGCUACAAAGCAUAUCUUCAAGCUUAAUUGGUUGAAGGUGCAGAAGAUGAAGCGGGAGGAGGCCGAGUCCAACCUGGAGUUUGUGGGCUUCAUCAUCUUCGAAAACAAGCUGAAAGAGCGAACGACUGAGAUCAUUGAAGAGCUCACGGAUGCGAAUAUACGCACAGUGAUGUGUACGGGCGACAACAUCUUGACGGCCAUUAGCGUCGCGAGAGAGUGCGGACUCAUUGAUCGCUCAGCACACUGCUUCGUGCCACACUUCGCCGAAGGUGAUGCACACACACCACUCUCGAAGCUCGCUUGGGAAAGCGUUGACAAUCCGGUGUACACCCUGGAUGAGAACACGUUGAAGCCCCUACCGCCGCCUGCUGAACACGACUCCUCGCUCCCUUACGACGUCUCCAACCUCCGCAACUAUUCUGUAGCUGUGACUGGCGACGUUUUCCGAUGGCUGGUGGACUUCGCGUCGCCGAAAGUGCUACGCGAAAUGCUUGUCGUUGGCCAGGUCUUCGCACGUAUGUCGCCGGAUGAGAAGCACGAGCUAGUCGAGAAGUUGCAGAGUAUCGACUACUGUGCAGGCUUCUGUGGCGACGGCGCCAACGAUUGCGGCGCGCUAAAAGCUGCAGAUGUCGGUAUCUCACUUUCGGAGGCCGAAGCAUCGGUUGCUGCGCCCUUCACGAGCCGUGUCUUUGACAUCAGCUGUGUGCCGGAAGUCAUUCGAGAAGGUCGGGCAGCGCUGGUGACGAGUUUCAGCUGCUUCAAGUACAUGAGCUUGUACUCGGCCAUUCAAUUCACAUCUGUGAGCUUCCUCUACGCCUCAGCGAGCAACCUGGGCGACUUUCAGUUCCUCUACAUCGACCUGCUGCUUAUCUUACCGAUUGCGAUCUUCAUGGGCUGGACUGGACCGUAUCCAGAGCUGUCCAGGAAGCGGCCGACCGCCAGUCUAGUUUCUCGCAAGGUCCUGACGUCUCUGCUUGGCCAAAUCGUCCUCUGCGUGAUCACGCAGCUUAUCGGGUGGCUUGUCGUGCGGAGACAGCCAUGGUACCAACCACCUGUGCUCGACAAAGAGCAUUCCAACUCGGAGAAUUCAGAGAACACUACUCUCUUCCUACUCUCUUGCUACCAAUACAUACUCGCAGCUGUUGUACUGUCGGUUGGCCGACCAUUCCGGCAAAGCAUGGCGCAUAAUCUCCCAUUCGUUGUAACAAUGCUGGUCACGCUGGCAAUCACGACUUACUUGCUGCUAGACCCAGCGCCAUGGCUGUACAACCUGAUGGGGCUGACUUGGAUCAGCAACGAGUUCAAGAUCUUCAUCCUGGCGUUGGCAUUUGGCAGCUUCGCGGUAAGCUUCUCGGCGGAGAGGCAGGUCUUGCCGAGACUGGCCAAGGCAGUCAAGCGCUUCGAUCAGAGAAUUAGAGGAAGCGUGAAGAAGCGGAAAGAGUACAAAGUCAUCUCGGAAGAGAUGCGUAUGUAGACCGAGCUGUAUAUCAAGUAUAUUACCCAGGUGUAAUGACUCCAUACCCGCCCGAGCCAUGCUAUCGUCAGACGAUCGGCAGGCUGCUGGAGCUCCGUCG
Messenger RNA from Baudoinia panamericana UAMH 10762, 4394 nucleotides. RefSeq lists its product as uncharacterized. The transcript has a single exon. Gene Ontology annotation, cellular component: membrane. The record is from RefSeq and is a predicted model, not a curated record. NCBI's taxonomy places the organism in Eukaryota, Fungi, Ascomycota, Dothideomycetes, Mycosphaerellales, Teratosphaeriaceae. Gene Ontology annotation, molecular function: ATPase-coupled monoatomic cation transmembrane transporter activity; ATP binding; P-type ion transporter activity. Gene Ontology annotation, biological process: intracellular calcium ion homeostasis. The coding region runs from base 179 to 4294 and encodes 1371 amino acids.